UUGUCACACUCUGGGUCCUCUCAGUGACCAAGAGAACAGAAAGAAAAUCUGACUCUGCAUGAGUGAGGGGUAAACCGAGAGAGCGCAACUGCAACCCGAGGGCACCUCUGCCUGGAGCCUGGAGAUUUUCUUUCCUGUCGGAGACUCUGAACCAAACAAUAGGUUACUCCUCAAGUGGAGAGGCAGCAUCUACAAACUACUGUACAGGGAAUUUAUUGUCUUUGCUGUUCUUUACACAGCAAUAAGUUUGAUGUACAGAUUCUUACUUACAGGAGCCCAAAAACGUUACUUUGAAAAAUUAUCAAUUUACUGUGACAGAUAUGCUGAACAAAUUCCAGUAACCUUUGUGCUUGGGUUUUAUGUUACUCUGGUAGUGAACCGAUGGUGGAACCAGUUUGUGAAUCUGCCCUGGCCAGACAGGCUGAUGUUUCUCAUCUCCAGCAGUGUUCACGGAAGCGACGAGCAUGGGCGCUUGCUCAGAAGGACACUGAUGCGCUAUGUCAAUCUCACAUCCCUGCUCAUCUUCCGCUCAGUGAGCACAGCUGUGUACAAAAGGUUUCCGACGAUGGACCAUGUGGUUGAAGCAGGUUUUAUGACAGCAGAUGAAAGAAAAUUAUUUGACCACCUCAAAUCUCCUCAUCUGAAAUACUGGGUUCCAUUCAUCUGGUUUGGAAAUCUCGCAGCUAAAGCCCGGAAGGAAGGUAGAAUCAGAGACAGUGUUGAUCUGCAAUCAUUGAUGACUGAAAUGAACCGAUUUCGCUCCUGGUGCAGCCUCUUAUUUGGUUAUGACUGGGUUGGGAUUCCGCUGGUUUACACCCAGGUUGUCACGCUGGCUGUCUACACCUUCUUCUUCGCGUGCCUGAUUGGACGCCAGUUUUUGGAUCCCACCAAAGGCUACGCGGGGCAUGACUUAGAUCUUUACAUUCCCAUCUUUACUCUCCUACAAUUCUUCUUCUAUGCAGGAUGGCUCAAGGUAGCCGAGCAGCUUAUCAACCCUUUUGGAGAAGAUGAUGAUGAUUUUGAAACUAACUGGUGCAUUGACAGAAAUCUGCAGGUCUCUCUUUUGGCCGUGGAUGAAAUGCACAUGAGCUUACCCAAGAUGAAGAAGGACAUUUACUGGGAUGAUUCUGCUGCUCGACCACCGUAUACACUGGCAGCGGCUGACUACUGCAUACCCUCAUUUCUGGGGUCAACAGUCCAAAUGGGGCUGUCCGGGUCUGACCUGCCGAGUGAGGAGUGGCUGUGGGAUUAUGAGAAGCACGGCCAUCGCCGUUCCGUGAUUAGAAGGGUCAAGCGGUUCCUGAGCGCCCACGAACACGCUGCCAGCCCCAGGAGGAGAAGUUACGGGAGGCAGGCCAGUGACAGCUCCAUGUUCCUCACCCCAAGGGACCUCAGCCCUGCCAGGGAUCUGCUAGACGUGCCCCCGAGGAGCCCUCACCGUGCCUCGGCCCCCUGGAAGGAGCCGUGGCCCGCAGAGGGGAGCCCCAACGUGCACUCCAGCCUGGGAGAGCUGUCCACCAUCAGAGAGACCAGCCUGACGCCCCAGUCCAGUGUGAGGGGCUCCCCCACCAAAACGCCGCAGGUCCCCGAGGUGCGGGUCACAGCACCAGUGCCCCCGGUGGAGGAGGACCACUACGACUCCACAGCCUCCAUCCAGAGCUCUGACUUUACUGGGGUUCAGCCGAGCGGGACUGGGCAGCAGGAGGACCCUGCGGGAUCCAUCCCGUUCCCCUCAGAGAAAGGGACACCUCCUCAGGACCCCAGCUUCCAGACUGUUCCAGCCAAAGCUGAGGGAAACAUCCUCAAGUUCGCUUCCGGGGAGGACCUUCGGGAGAAUGACAAGUCCCCACAGAGGUGGAGCCUCCCGGGGUUGCUAGGGUCCAGCCACAUCUCCCUGGCAGCCCCAAGUCUGGCUCCCACGAGCCCUGAGCCAGUUUCUUUACUUGACACAGAAGCAUCCUCAGAGACCAGUGGAAUCAACUUUGUGGCUGGUUCUCGAGUGUCCCCCGAUGUGCUGUAUUUAAUGGAAAACCUGGACACCAAGGAAACGGAUAUCAUUGAGUUUAACGACGAGCAAACCGAGGAGUCCCCCAAAGGAAGGCCAGAAAGCUCUCGGACCUGGUUCUAACCUAGAUUCUUACUUUCCCCAAAGUUCAAGCAUGAGUUCCAGAACAUACCUGGGGCCUGGUCAGGUGUCUUUUAAAAAUGAUCAUACUGUAUAAGCUACUGAAAACUUUGAAGGGCAUUAUUAUGAUCCUGACCUUCUGGGAACCGAGGAAAUGAAACACAUGCAUGCCAUCCAUGACAAAGUGACUUUCAUAGAAGUUAUGCAGACCACAGGGACAGAUCUUAACCAAAUCAGGACUCUUAAAAACAUGCACAUGACUUACAAAGCACAGACUGGGAGCAUUGCAAAGGGCCUUAUAGAUCAUAGUUCUGCCAAGAGGGAGACAAAGGAGUCUCUCUUUCCUUCCCCCCCUUUCUCUUCCUCUCCCUCCCCC
Molecule: messenger RNA, 2501 nt
Organism: Phacochoerus africanus (Common warthog)
Lineage: Eukaryota; Metazoa; Chordata; Mammalia; Artiodactyla; Suidae
Gene: BEST3
Product: bestrophin 3
Exons: 10
Coding region: 251-2128 (625 amino acids)
Molecular function (GO): chloride channel activity
Source: RefSeq, a predicted model, not a curated record